GCGGGAAGGCGUGCAGCUCCUGCGCUGCCUCCGACGAAAAGGGUAUUGCUUUCCACCCCACUACGCAGGAGCAGCGUGCGGAUCCACGCCACACCAACCCAACUCAGCCCAACCACUCCGCGCCGCGGCUCGCACUCCCGCACGCACUCCUCGAUGGCCUCGCCGGCGACGAUCCCGCGGCGCCAGCUCUUCGUCGACGGCGAGUGGCGCGCGCCCGCGCUGGGCCGUCGCAUCCCCGUCGUCAACCCCGCCACCGAGGCCCACAUCGGCGAGAUCCCAGCGGGCACGGCGGAGGACGUGGAGGCCGCGGUGGCGGCGGCGCGCGCGGCGUUGAGGAGGAACCGCGGCCGCGACUGGGCCCGCGCGCCGGGCGCCGUCCGGGCCAAGUACCUCCGCGCCAUCGCCGCCAAGAUAACUGAGAGGAAAUCUGAGCUGGCUAACCUAGAGUCACUUGAUUGUGGCAAGCCUCUUGACGAAGCAGCAUGGGACAUGGAUGAUGUUGCUGGGUGUUUUGAGUACUUCGCAGAUCAGGCAGAUGCCUUGGACAAAAAGCAAAAUGCCCCAGUUUCUCUUCCAAUGGAAAAUUUUAAAUGCUAUCUUCGGAAAGAGCCUAUUGGUGUAGUUGGGCUAAUCACACCUUGGAACUAUCCUCUCCUGAUGGCUACAUGGAAGGUAGCUCCUGCUCUGGCUGCUGGUUGUACAGCUGUGUUAAAGCCAUCUGAAUUGGCUUCUGUGACAUGCUUAGAGCUAGCUGAUAUCUGUAAAGAAGUUGGUCUUCCUUCUGGCGUCUUAAACAUUGUGACUGGAUUUGGUCCUGAUGCUGGUGCUCCUUUGGCAGCACACCCAGAUGUCGAUAAGGUUGCUUUUACUGGGAGUUCAGAAACUGGUAAAAGGAUCAUGGCUGCUGCAGCUCCUAUGGUCAAGCCUGUUUCACUGGAACUUGGAGGAAAAGGUCCUAUAGUGGUAUUUGAUGAUGUCGACAUUGACAAAGCUGUUGAGUGGACUCUGUUUGGAUGCUUUUGGACCAAUGGUCAGAUAUGCAGCGCAACAUCUCGUCUUCUUAUCCAUACAAAAAUUGCUAAAAAGUUUUGUGAGAGGAUGGUUGCAUGGGCCAAAAAUAUCAAGGUGUCAAAUCCACUUGAAGAGGGUUGCAGGCUUGGGCCAGUUGUUAGCGAAGGACAGUAUGAGAAGAUUAAGAAGUUCAUAUCAACUGCUAAAAUCCAAGGUGCUACUAUUCUGACUGGGGGUGUUAGACCAAAGCAUCUUGAGAAAGGGUUCUAUAUUGAACCCACAAUCAUUACUGAUGUCAGCACAUCAAUGCAAAUUUGGAGGGAGGAAGUCUUUGGUCCAGUCCUGUGUGUUAAAGAAUUUAGCACAGAAGAUGAAGCCAUUGAACUGGCGAAUGAUACUCAUUAUGGUUUGGCCGGUGCUGUGCUUUCCGGUGAUCGUGAGCGAUGCCAAAGAUUAACUGAGGAGAUCAACGCUGGAAUUAUCUGGGUAAACUGCUCUCAACCCUGCUUCUGCCAAGCUCCUUGGGGUGGGAUCAAGCGCAGUGGAUUUGGACGUGAGCUCGGAGAAGGGGGUAUUGACAACUACAUAAGCGUCAAGCAAGUCACGGAGUACACCUCUGAUGAGCCAUGGGGAUGGUACAAGUCCCCUUCCAAGCUGUAAGCCUGUAAGCUGCCACCAGAAUUGCACCUGUUCCAUUAGAAUAAAUGGAUCCCGCACGGAACGAACCUGUGUACCAAACGGAAAUGACAUUGUGAACUGUGGAGUGCUGGAUCUGCGGAUAAAGGCCAGAGUUAAGUUGUUAAUUUACGCUUGUACUUGGUACGUGUGAGAUGGUGUUACAUUGUUCGUGCUACGGUUUUUUAAUGACUAGUGAAGAAAUGCUACAUAAUGGUGAAUUUAGCGUAACAUGAUAUUCGGUCAAGCCAA
Phragmites australis (common reed) is the source of this 1938-nucleotide messenger RNA. RefSeq names its product betaine aldehyde dehydrogenase 2-like. Gene Ontology annotation, molecular function: oxidoreductase activity, acting on the aldehyde or oxo group of donors, NAD or NADP as acceptor. The record is from RefSeq and is a predicted model, not a curated record. NCBI's taxonomy places the organism in Eukaryota, Viridiplantae, Streptophyta, Magnoliopsida, Poales, Poaceae. Bases 154 to 1671 code for a protein of 505 amino acids. The transcript has 15 exons.